Dermacentor silvarum is the source of this 2708-nucleotide messenger RNA. Its product is annotated as atrophin-1. Gene Ontology annotation, biological process: nucleoside triphosphate biosynthetic process. The record is from RefSeq and is a predicted model, not a curated record. Lineage: Eukaryota; Metazoa; Arthropoda; Arachnida; Ixodida; Ixodidae. Gene Ontology annotation, cellular component: cytosol; cytoplasm. The coding region runs from base 278 to 2695 and encodes 805 amino acids. Gene Ontology annotation, molecular function: ATP binding; AMP kinase activity. The transcript has 7 exons.
AGUUCCGCAGCGAAGCGCGGUUACCCGAGCCUUGCCUUUUUGCCGCGGCUGGCUCGCGCGUUUGCCGUCUCGUUUGAUCCCACGGUCGCAUUCUCCUUGACGCCUAGUUGCAGGACGGCAGCCGGUCGCCGGCUGCGGGUACAACUCAGCUCGGCGCAUCAAGGCAGCGGGAGACGCGCAGCUUCGUUCGCAUUGCCACUCGCAGCAAACACUGCGCUACCAGAGCAACACCACUUUCCUCAUCAGUCCAAAUGCAUCAUCGGUGCCAGGUGGGUCUAUGCUGCCUGGGCUGCUGCAACGAAAUUCCCAGUCGACGCUCACGACAACUCCGAGCGGCCGCGCGUGGCCACCACAGUCGCCACCGGGGCAAGGUGCUGAACCCACUAUAGCUGCCGUGGAAGCAUCCGAGCUACUUCAAGUCGGUUCUAACACUGCGAUUGCCCCGCCUCCGCCACCAACUACGUAUGCGCCCGCCGCGCUUCGGCGCUCUCACAUGACCACUUCGCUGACCGAAGUGUCCGCAGUCGGCGUUCCAGGCGCGCUGGGCGCGAGCGGCUCCCUCGGCCCAAUCGGGAGUUUGAGCUCCAUGCCUCCAGUGCCGUUAGCGUCUACCUCUCCGCCGCCCCCAGUACCCGGAUGGGCAGGACGGGCCGUGCCCGGUCCACCGCUGAGGCGCCCUAACAUGCCAGCGUCAGUGACAGAUGCGCAUGGCUUCGGCAGUUCGGCGGGAAGCGCCGGCAGCGUCGGAACGCCAAGCCGGCAGCCGUACUUCGCGACAUCGAUGACAGAGGCACCGGGCUCUGUGGCCAUCAGCAGCGUGGGAGUGAUCGGGUGCCCCAGUUCAAGAAAUAGCCUCGGUAGUAUGCCACCCGGAAUGCCUCCGGCACCUCGGCCUUUACGACCACCGCCGCCGCGGAGGUCGCUCUCUCCUGGACAAUUGCCGCCGCGUCCUCCGCCGCUGGGGCGCCGGUUUCCUCUACCGGCUGGCGAAGAAAUUCGGCGUAGACCUCCUUCCGGCGUAGAUUUUCGCGACCGAGAGCGCAUCGACGAAGGAUACGAUUCGGCGGAGGCAGUUGGUGGCAGACAGGAUUCUCAGCCGCCGCUCUCACGCCUGCCUCCUUCUGGCGUAGAUUUUCGCGACCGAGAGCGAAUCGACGAAGGAUACGACUCGGCGGAGGCAAUGAGCAGACAGCCGCCUAAUCGCCGUUUGGGACCCUCUAUGUCCCGCUCCGCGCGGAGGCUACCCAACGCCCCUUCUCGACCGGUGCCCGUGUCGGGCUCCAAAAGCGGCAGCGGCCCACAUGUAUCGCGCAUCCGAAUGUUCCAGAUCGAACGCGAGUUUGGUACGCCCGCAGAAUCCGAGACCCGCAAACAGACAAACAGCAACCAGGACGGUGCGUCGCAGCCACCGCCUGCCCCAACACCGCCGCCGCCGCUGCCAGAGAUUCCCGAUGACUCCACGUUUGAUGACCAGGGUCAAAGUCGACCGAGAGUAUGCAACUGUCCGGGAACCGUCAUGAUCCGCCGCGGACCACCACGUCGAUCUACCAGCGGCCGCCUUCGCGGCGCCUAUAUCAAGAACGAUGACGACGAGGACGAAAUGAACGACCUGUACAUGAUCAAGAAGUCCAAAAGGAAAAGGAAGAGGAAGCAGCCCCCUCCGCCACCGUCUCCUCCUCCUCCUGUCACCCCAACGUCGUCGGGUGGAUUCAUGGGAUUCCUUUCCGGCCUGGUGGGAGGACACCAGCAGCAGCCGCCGCUACCGCCGCCGCCGCCGCCGCAGCCAGCGCGACUGGCGGGGACAGACUCCGACAGCGACGACGAAAGCGAGUACGAGUUGCGGCGAUUCGACCGUCGCCAGCUGGAGAACUUUGUACGCAAGAUCGACUUUAAGAACAUCGCCCAGGACGACGAAACCAAGGAGGGGCGGAAGGCAAAAAGUAAGGAGGAAAAGAAAGAGGGAGAAAAGCCGGAGGAGAAAAAGCCGGAGGAGAAAAAGCCGGAAGAGAAAAAACCAGAGGAAAAAAAAGAGGAGAAAGCGCCAGAGCCAGAGAAGAAAGAGGAAAAGCCGCCUGAAGUUAAGACGGAGCCUGCUCCUGCACCUAUGGAAGGGCCACUGGAUGUCAAGGUGCCAGUCGUGUUCGUCUUUGGCGGUCCCGGCUCUGGCAAGGGCACACAGUGCGACAAGAUAGUGCAGAAGUACGGCUUCACGCACAUCUCGUCGGGCGACCUACUGCGAGCUGAAGUGGAGUCUGGCAGCGAUCGGGGCAAGGAGAUCAACGAGAUCAUGAAGAAGGGAGAGCUUGCCCCACUGGCAAUGAUCCUACAACUGAUUAAAGAGGUCAUCAAGAAAAACCUAGCGACAGCCAAGGGCUUCCUCAUCGACGGCUAUCCGAGGAACGUCGAGCAGGGCGAGCGCUUCGAAGCUGAGGUGUGCAAGUGCACCAACCUCGUGUACUUCGAGGUGAAGGACGAUACGAUGAAGGCUCGGCUCAUGAAGCGUGGUCAGACGAGUGGCCGCGUGGACGACAACGAGGAGACCAUCGCCAAGCGGCUCAAAACCUUCCACGACGAGUCGGAGCCCGUCCUUGAGAAGUACAAAGCCAUCGUUCACAAGAUCUCAGCAGAAGAGGAGCCGGACAAGGUGUUCGAAGCGGUCACGCAUCUCUUUGACGAAAUAACCAAACCGAAAUAGUCAAGGAAUUAAA